AGUUACAGCUUCUGUGCGAUUGUCAUUGUGAUUCGAAUUUCAGUUGUCCUAUUUGGUUGUUGUGCUUCUACUUCGCGUAGAAUGUAAAAUUAAGAUUAACUUUAAAACUUCUCAACUGUUGGUCAUGGAAAUCGAUCCCGCACACACGUAACACGAUCGCCCCAAAUGAAGCCUGUUCCAUGAUGAAAAUGACUGAAGGUUCUGACUCAAAUCGACCCCGUGACAUGCUGAUGAAAUAGCUAACUACGAAGCGGAUCUAGACUCUGGAAUGUGUUGACAUCUGGUGAGAAUGAUGCGAGAAUCUUGAUGAACCUGAUUGAACCAAACCUACAGGAUGUAACGCAGCAAGAGACUUGCGUCACUUGCUUGCUUACUUGCAAUUGAGAGAACUCAUUGAAAAGCUGUUGAUAACGAGCUCAGUGGAGCAAGCGUGUGUAAGUGUGUGUGAGUGUUCUCAAGUCCACUAACACUACGCUACGCCUUGAGACUCAAACUGGCUCUUCUAGUCAGAUAAGUACUCACAAAAUGGGCCAAGAGGCAAAGCUGGUUGAGAAGCUGCCCAGUGCGCAGGACUGGCGCAUCUGGUAUCGCGGAGUCACGAACGAGGUCUCGCGCCUCGGACUCCAGGAGUACUGGGAUAAUCGUCUUGCUGGUAAUCCUCCGGGGAUUCCGCAGGCGAAUAUCGCUGGCAACAACGCGAUCCGGGAGAAGUGGCGCGACCUGAAGGAUGCCAUCUACAAGUCGUGCACCGGGUCCGUGUCCACGUGGGUCAACACUCAGCACUACAUCAACGACGACGCUGCGCAGCUGUUCAUGCGUAUUCGGGAUGUUGGUCGCUUCAAUGUUGCCUCCCGUGACCAGCAGCACAUCAAGAUAGACCUCCUCGAUCGACGCCAUGCAUUUCGACAACCGCGACGCGCCGAAGGAUGCUCCGACGUUCCUGGCCCAGAUCCACGAGCUGACGGAGAUGGCGCCGAGUGUCUACGUCCCGGAGCCCGGGCGUCCGGUCGAAGAUCGUCAUGUCAAGAACAUUCUGGACAAGCUGCCCAAGAUGUUCGCGUCGGCCUUCCGCCAGACCAUCGACCGCUGCGUGGACGAGUCCGAUCACAUCACCCUCCAGGAGAUCGGGAACCGUCUCGAGAAGAAGCUCGCGCAGUUGGUCAAGGAAGGUUCCUACAAGAUCGAGAGUCCGUCCUUUGGCAAGGCCUUUCCGGUCAUCGAGGAGAAGUCGAAGAAGAAGAAGGGAAACAAACGUCAGAGAGACGAUGAUGAUGAGGAGCCGGACUCCGCUGAUGAUGGUCAAAAUGCUGCUUCUGGCAAGGUGUUCUCGGCGAAAGCCUUGAAACGCAUGAAAGCCAAAUUACGCAAGCAGACCGAAGCGAGUGUCCUGGCUGCCCAUGGCCUGCCCCCGAAGUCUAACGCUAAGGGUGGAAGUGGCCAGAAAGGUGGCGGCAAGACUGGUCGGAACCAGAGCACUCCCUACAACACUGUGACCAAACCCAAAUGUUGGAUCUGUGGCAAGGAAAACCAUAAGGCUGACCGUUGCCGCUGGAAUCCUAACAAUCAAGGGAAAGGUCAGUGGGGUGGUGUCUGGGGAAACCAGCAGCCGCAGUUUUGUCCGCCGGUGAACCAGAACCAGAUGAACAUGCAGAAUCAAGGGCCGGGAGCCGGUGGAAAGCAGGGUGGUUGGGUCUGGCAAGGUCCAGCCUGACUAGAUGAAGGAGAUGUUUAUAUCUCGGAGUAUGGUCGUUGUUUUCUGAACUUCGAGAAUUUAGAAGAAUUUGACUCAAAUUAUUCUAGCUGUUUUAUUGCACAGACCAAGGACGAAGUGAGCUUCCUUGGUCGAUUCAUGUGCAAACAAGUAUUUAUCUAGACACAAGUCGGAUUUUAUUGACAUCUCGAGCAACGUCUGUCGCAUCAACGGCACGGCCGGGGCUCGUGAUGGUUUUGUCGGAAAACUGAAGGAAAACGCUUUAGGUUUACCCUACGGCGUCUACUUUAAGCAUCUUCCUAGAGAUAUUGAUCGUAUUCUUCCGUGGCUCGGUGAGGACAAUCUCAGUGAUCGCGGGUGGGAUCUGAACUACAACAGCUCUGGCGGUUCUCUCGUCAACAGGGAAUCCGGUCAGAUGCUACCAAUCAAGAACCACGAGAGGUUGACCCUCCCAGUCCUUGGGUGUGAUCUUUUCGUGGUGGGCCUACGGGGUCAGGCGACUAGAGACACCACGGAAGACAUUGCAUGCAUUACAAUAGAGGAAAGUAUUGCUAGUUGUCAUCUUACGCGUCUAGAACAACAUAGAAGAUUCGGACACUUUCAUGUAGAUGGUCUUGAUGUCCAGUGUCCUGAAUGCGACAAAGCGAAAGGCGCAAGAAGCUCUCACGCCAAGGAGCGAGACACUAGUAAUUACAAGCCUCAGCCAUUGAAACUACUUGCGAUGGAUUUCGCGGUAGGUAUUAAACCUGUAUCGAUUCGGUCACGCACCUGCGUGCUUGUGGUCAUCUGUGAAGCCAUCAAGAAGUGUUUCUGUGUCCCUCUUAAGCUGAAAAGUGACUGCGUUGAGGUUUUGGAAGAAUUGAUCAAAGGCAUUCGCCAGAACUACGCUUUGACCCUCGAGGACAAGGUGGUAUGGUUCGUCCGUAGGGACAGUGAGCCAGUUCUGGGCAGUGACUCCAUGACCAAGGUCAUGCAAUCGCUGCGGGUCGGUGAUGCUCCUGCGGUUCCCUACAACCCAGAGCAGAACGGAACCUGCGAGCGCUUUAUGCGGACCAUAUUCGGCGCUGUGCGUGCGAUGUUGGUGAACGUGGACAAGCGUCUGUGGUGCUACUCGGUCGAGUACGCUGCAGCAUGCUGGGACCGCCUUCCGCAUAAGUAUAGCAAAAUGCCUGAGUACGACGGGAAGACUCCUGCAGAGAUUCUAGAUGAGAGAACUGGAAGAAACAGCUCAAAAGUUGGCACAAGGAUGCUAAGGCGUUUUGGUUGUCUCGUUUAUUUUCGUGAACAAGUCAAGAAAGGCGAAGUUCAUGAAGCUCCUGAGGGGGGAGUAAAUGUGGUAGCUCCAAAGCUGUCCGCGCCAUUUCGUCGUGGUGUAUUUCUCGGCCUUUGUCCAAAGUCUUCGGGCUGGCGGGUUGGGACGUAUGUCACGGAUGGCCGGGCCGCCGCGGGACAUCGAUGGAUGGAGUAUUCUACCAUCGACGUCAAGUUCCGUGAGGAGUACCUCGUGAAGAAUAUUGAAGACCUAGUUCCUAACUCGAAAGGUAUUUAUGUCGAGUGUGACGCAAUCGAGGCCCUACCUAGUGGAGCGCCGUGUGCGCCAUCUCUCCCGUGUGUCGGUCUGAUAAAAAGGGCUGAGCACCGGCUGGGGGUGGAUGUCUCGGAGCACACUGGUAGGCAGCCUGACGGUCCAGAAGAGACGUUGGUGGUUAAAAGUCUGGAUAGGGAAGAUGAUCCGGGCCAGAUACAUCCCGAGCCUGAAGGUGUUAAACCUGAGGAGGGGAAUCUGGACGAUCACCCCACUCACAGCAGCUUAUCUAGUCCAAGAAAGGCGAGCCCGUCUCCGGCAAGGAUUGUGGCUGGCAACCGCAACUCCAAGCCGCGAGGUCGUGGUCGUCCCAAAGGGAGAAAGGACAAGAAAAAGCGCGCGAGACGUGCUAAGAAAGAGCUCGCAGAAUUGAGAAAAGACGCGAGUGCGUUUGCCGCAGCAAUAGCCGCACAGGAUGAUCGAGAGGAAGGUGAGGAAUUCCUUGACGUCCAGUGUUAUUUGACUACAUCGGCCAAGUUGGAUCCUGCUCGUUGCAAAGACUCAGUCGAAUGGAACGCAGCAACCAACAAGGAAGAUUGUAGACUUGAAGCCUAUAAAGUGUGGGAGCCAGCUACUGACGAGGAGCUAGCGACCGCAAAACAGGUUUUGCCUAUUGCUAUCCUUCUUACCGAGAAGCGUGACGGUACGAAGAAAGCGCGGGCAGUAGUUCUCGGUAAUCUAGAUCGUUCGGGCGAGCUGGACACUUUCGCUCCUGUUGUGUCCCAUGCCGCUAACAGGUUACUUCUAGCCGCUGCAGCCGCAGACGGUGAUGAUGUGAUCCCGUUCGACCUUGAUAGUGCGUUUCUCAAUGCCUUACUUGAUCGCGACGUCUUCUGCCGCUUGCCACCCAUCUGGGCGAAGAAGCACGGCGCGGAGAUCGUCAAGCUCAAGAAAGCGCUUUACGGCUUGAAAGACGCCCCCAGGCUCUGGUAUAAGAAGUAUGAGGAAGUACUGACCAAGCUAGGUUGGGAACCCUGUCCCUCUGCGCCAGGUCUGUGGAAGAAGCCGGGCUUGGAAUUCCCUGGGAAGUUUCUGAAGUUGGCAGUGUAUGUCGACGAUAAUCUUAUCACAGGUCCUCCGACUGGGUCCGAGUUGGCUGGAGAACUUGCGGAGAUCUUGCACCACGUCAAGGGGCGCAUGAUCGACGUCGAGCUUGUUCCGGAGUUUAACUCUGUGUCCAAGAAGUUCGACUUCCUAGGGUCAGUAGUGUACUACAACUGGAAUCUACGAACCGUUAGGAUCGUGAUGUCAGAGUACAUAUCCAAGAUUUGUAAGAAAUUCCACGUCUCAGAAGCGGGCAAGCCGGUCCACUCGCCAAACUUCGAUGAGUCUGAACUCGCUAAAGAAGUUGAAGGAGCUAAAGUUAUUGAAGGUUUUCCCCUUCGAGAGGUCGUUGGCUCUCUGCAGUGGGCUGCAACCACCUGCAGGGUAGACAUUGUUGUCCCGGUUGCCACUGUCGCCAGAUAUGUGGGCAAGCCGGCGACUCGGCCUGUCGUAAACGCCUGUAAGAAGAUUCUGAAGUAUCUACUGACAACGAAGGAGCAGGGUCUGUCGUAUAGUCCGGAGAUUGAGGAAGAAUUCAACAGAAUCUACAGCAAGCUACUGCCCGAAGGGAGAGACUUGCCUGAUGUGAGUCUGUUUUCGGAUGCUAGUUUUGCGAACUGUUGCAAGACCAUGCGAAGCACUAGUGGUAGCAUUAUGUACUUCCGCGGUUUCCCGAUCUGUUGGCGUAGCAACCGGCAGACCGUGAGGGCGUACUCCACGGCGGAGGCGGAGUAUAUAGCUGCUUCCGACACUAUUGUGCUGAGCGAGCAGAAUGACUUUACAGAGUUCUUCAAACCUCUACCCACUGUCAUGGUGGAGAAGCAGAAUGGCUUAUCUCCCUCCCUGGAUGAUGCCAUAUUGUGGAUCGACAACCAGUCCGCGAUAACUACAGCUAAGAGCACAGACAACAAACCGAAAUCGAGGCACUACGCACUGCGAUAUCUCCGCGUGAGAGACGCAGCGAGCCAGAUCAUGUUCUGCCCGACCUACCUAAUGAAGGCAGACGGUCUCACGAAGCUCGAGUGUAGUGUGCCGCAGAGACGCUUACUCUUGCACCAUAUUGAUAACCCCGACCCUAAGUCUUUUAUUUGUGACUCCUCUGACGAUGAGGAUGAUUUAGACACGUUUAUAGAGGGGAAUCACAAGGGCAAGGCUAAAGUAGGCUAUACUUAUUCGAUUUAUUUUGGUUUCUAGAGGGGAUAGCUAGUUCACCACAGCGCGCUCAGGAGGGGAGUGUGGUAGGACGCUAUCCAGAUUAGCACCACCGCCGCAGCGAUUGAGGAGGGGUGUUGGUCAUGGAAAUCGAUCCCGCACACACGUAACACGAUCGCCCCAAAUGAAGCCUGUUCCAUGAUGAAAAUGACUGAAGGUUCUGACUCAAAUCGACCCCGUGACAUGCUGAUGAAAUAGCUAACUACGAAGCGGAUCUAGACUCUGGAAUGUGUUGACAUCUGGUGAGAAUGAUGCGAGAAUCUUGAUGAACCUGAUUGAACCAAACCUACAGGAUGUAACGCAGCAAGAGACUUGCGUCACUUGCUUGCUUACUUGCAAUUGAGAGAACUCACUGAAAAGCUGUUGAAAACGAGCUCAGUGGAGCAAGCGUGUGUAAGUGUGUGCGAGUGUUCUCAAGUCCACUAACAUCAACAGAAAUGAUACACAAGAAGUAAUUCCUUUGGGAUUUAUGUACACCACAAAAAUUUGAAAAUUUAAUGGCAUCAAGAUCACCAGAUGAGACAAGAGGACACUGCUUUGCGGUAAACAAAAAGGUGGCAAGCGAGAGCAGGAGGCCCUUCAUUUUACAGCUCAAGAAAAGUUUUCCUGUUCUCGGUGCUCUUGGCCUUUUCUCAUGUUUUCUCUCGGGUGUUGUGUGCAGCUUCUUGACGGGUCUACCAACCAAGGAUACAACGCAGGUAGAUGGAUAAUUAAGUGGGGCUUUGUGGAUGAUCCUUUCACCGCCGGGUGCGGGACAGCUACGUGGUCGCGCAAGAUCUGGCUUGGAUUUCGUGCGCGGAACAAGUGAAUAUGCUGGAUCAGUGUUUGUAUUUGAAUUUGUUUCAGAGUAUGACUACAAAGCGGACAACCGCGCAAAAAUUCUCAACGAACAAGUUGGCGGCCAGAUCUUUCUAUUAAUCGACAUGAUCAGCUCUGCUUAUCUGCAGGCACUAUCGGUGGACGAAACACUCUUCGAUCUUCGGGAGUGGUCCAGGAAAAGCGAAUUGUUAGAGUUGUGCCGAUGCAAAGUACGAAGCACUUUUUACUCUGGUUGCUUGUAUGAAAUGAAAACAAAAGAAAAUUAG
Molecule: messenger RNA, 6637 nt
Organism: Amoebophrya sp. A120
Lineage: Eukaryota; Dinophyceae; Syndiniales; Amoebophryaceae
Source: the annotation of a GenBank genome assembly